This is a messenger RNA of Ornithodoros turicata, 649 nucleotides long. RefSeq names its product elastin-like. Lineage: Eukaryota; Metazoa; Arthropoda; Arachnida; Ixodida; Argasidae. The record is from RefSeq and is a predicted model, not a curated record. Bases 30 to 545 code for a protein of 171 amino acids. The transcript has 4 exons.
ACUGCGACUCUUAUUCUGACGCACAGAAAAUGCCGAGAUACGUCAGUGUUCCGUUUUCAGUGCUGACUGUCCUGAUUGGAAUUGGCUGCUCAGCCCAAGGUAUACCUGGAUCUACAGGAGGUGUUGGGGGACUCCCUGGCCUUGGAAGCCUUCCAGGACUCGGAAGCUCCACGGCACUCGGGGGCAGCGGGAAGAUUCCUGGUCUCGGCGGUCUUCCGGGCCUUCCUGGUCUUGGUAGCUCCACGGCACUCGGGGGCAUCGGGAGCAUUCCUGGACUUGGGGGCACCGGAGGUGGUGUUCCAGGAUUAGGGGGCACUGGGGCUCUUCCUGGACUUGGCGGCAUUGGAAGUCUUCCGGGACUUGGAGGCACGCCCGGAAUCGGUGGCAUAGGUGGUCUACCGGGAGUCGGGGGACUUGGAGGUUUACCAGGAAUCGGGGGCAUUGGAGGCCUCCCUGGUCUCUCAGGAAUUCCUGGGCUAUCCGGACCGAGAACCGGUGGUCUGAGGAGCGAACAUGCGAUGAAGGGCCAUCAUCAGCACGGUUGAUCGCAUACCUGCACGCUGCGAUGAAAGAUGCGUUGUAAAUAAAGUGCUCACUUUUGCUGUACUACACUCCUCCGACGUACACCAGGAGAACAGAAAUAAAAGAG